Messenger RNA from Linum trigynum, 1852 nucleotides. Lineage: Eukaryota; Viridiplantae; Streptophyta; Magnoliopsida; Malpighiales; Linaceae. The record is from the annotation of a GenBank genome assembly.
CAAAUCUACAUAGUCUGAUUGAUUUUAAACCUUCACUUUGUUUGAAGUGACCAUGGUUCAAAUUUCAAUAUGUCUAUCUUUUUCUGUAAAUAAAUAAAAAAUACAGAUAAUUGUGAAGGCAAAAAUGUCCUUCCUAAUUUCCCUCUAAUUGCAGGAAAUUUGAAAAGGGAGAUUAAGUUUCAAAUAAUUAAAUCAUCGAAAAUUGCACUCCCACCAGGCGGUUUCGAGAAAUGGUGAUAUUUUUAGAAAAUUUCGGAAAUGAGUGGUAUUUUUAGAAUUUUUUUUCCUUUUUUCAUGAUAUUUCUAGAAAAAUCUGAAAUCCUGACAGAGUUUCGAUUAAAGAUAAAAAAAACUGAUCUCCCUCUCUCUGCGUUUCUUUUUAGUUUGGGCUAAUACAACUACAACAUCCGAACUAUGACCAAAAUGCCACUCGUGUCUUAUUUUUUUCAAUAUUCAAUUUAUGUCUUGAACUAUUUUUUUGUUAGAUUUGAGUUGUUUUGACUGUUAGUUUUUAACAUAAAAUUUAGUCAGCAUUAAUGUGGCAGAUGACGUGGAUUUUUAAUUUAUUUUUAAUUUAAUAGAAUAAUUAAAAUAAAAAAAAUGAAAAUAAAAAAACUCGUGUCCCUUUUUCCCCCUCUCACCGGCGACUGCAUCUCUUGAGAUUUGGGGUUUUCGGCAGCAGCGCUGCAGAUGGGGCCGCUGGCCAUGAGUUCGGAUCCCCAAUUUCCAGGCAAUGAAGAAGAGCUUGGUCGACGAUAACGAAUUCAAAAAUCACUAGUCUCCUCCUGCCCCCGGUCCGUUUCAUUCUUCACCAGACACCCAUUUUCGAAUCAUCUCCCCGCAAUUUUAGUCUCUACACUCCCCUCUUCACUGUCGGUUCAAAGAGCUUGCAAGUCUCGCUGCUAGUUUAUGAGGGUUUUAUUUUGUACGUUUGUGUGGUUAAUCGGGUUAGCUAGGCAAGUGUUAUGGGCAUUUAUCCAAGAGACGACAAGCAGAGGGCGGGGCUUGUCUUCCUCCUCUGCAUUUGGCCUGGCUGCUUCUUCAAAGGGAGGCGCGCAGGGACGAUUUUUUCAUCAGGUGCCGACCACCAUCGCAAAUCGGAUUCCUCUCGCACAACCACCAUCGCACAGACCCUAGGUCCAUCUCCCGUCGCAGACUCCUAUUCCAAUUCCCUCUCAUCUCCUCCCUUAGAUCCAUCUGGCUUGCUCUGCAUCGACCGUGCGCAUCCUCCAGGUCGUCGCCAAUCUCAUCACAACCGUACCUCCUUAGAUCUGCUCAUCGAUCGUUGUCAUCGUCGCAGUCGUCUCCACCUUCGGCGUCAUCAGUCGUCGCCGCUGUGGCCGCCAACGUCAACGACACUUUCUACCGUCGAGAGAAAAGGAAGAGGGAGAAAGGUUGCAGAGAGAAGAUAUUAUUUUUAUAAAUAUUAAUUAUUUUUAAUUAAAAAUAUGAUGUGGCAUCAACGUGUCUGUCACGUCGGCCCUAAUCUGACGUCAUAUUCCAAACUAGGGAUGGCAAUGGGUCGGGUUGGGUCGGGUUUUGCCAAACCCAAACCCAAACCCAAACCCAUGGGUUUAUCCGUGAAAAAAACCCGGGGUAAAACCCACUGGGUUUGAAAAACUCAAACCCAACCCAACCCGCUGGGUAUCCGCGGGUUCAUGGGUACCCACGGGUUUUUGUCGUAAAAAAUUUACAAUAACAUGUUCCUAUCAAAAUUAAAAUCAAAUAUCAAUCUCUCAAUACAAAUUAUCCAUAUUUAAAACACUAUUCUAGAAAAUUCAAGCAAAUCACAAAUUAACUAUAUAAAUUGUUCAACGCAAUCUAGAAAACUCAAGAAAAUUGAAGUAAAUCA